AUGUUGGCACCUUUGGAUCUUGGCUUCGGUUGGUCAUCUGAACGAGGCAUGGCUGCUAUCGCAUACUCGUCUUAUUCACCACUGGCGCUUCGCGAUAUGCCCCAGCCUAAACCAAACGAUGCACCAUCCGACAUAGACCCCUCUAUCUUCACAUUCGAAGAUGCAUUUGAAGAUCUCCUCGCAGUGUCCCAGGGACAACCGCUCCCAGACAUUAGGUCUCGAUAUGAGCAACGAAAACUUCUGCGUUCCAUGUUUCCGACUGGUGAGCCGGGCUACUUCUGGCUACGCAGGUUGAGAUCGCAGGGUCUUAUGGAAGAAUCCACGCCCACCCGGUUGAUGAAGUCUGCUGCCGAGAACAAUUGGGAACGAUUCCACCAAGAGCUCGAUCGCAGCGCUCAUGCAGUAUGGCGGGCUGUAUUAGGCGAAGAUGAGGGUCAAGACUCAUUUAGCGCUCACGAACAACAGCACAACGACAAUAAGCGAGACGUUGCAUUAAGCAGUCAGCAGCGAAACAGAGAAAGGAUCCGCUUCAACCCAGACAAUCCAGCUCAUCACGAUGUCGAGCUCCUCCGCGAUGAACUGCAUGAGGGCCGAAGUAGACGACAAGAGCCUGAGCAUUUUGACGAUCUAUUCUCUGCCAUCCAGUCAUCCUUUGCUACCGGUCAGUCAGCGUGGGAUUCCUUUGUGAAGAUGCUCAAUGAGAACCCUGCUCCUCCCUUGAACCAAGAGCGAAAACAGCUGCAGAAGCCUGCAAGCGAUGAGAAACAGAUUGUUACCAAGGAUGAACAUGUGGAUCGGUUUGGUUACCUACAUACCAAGACACUGGUCAAGACCUUGGAUGAGAAUGGCAACGAGAUUGGAAGCCAUAGCCACUAUACGGUGCGACUAGCUCCAAAGGAUAAUGAGAAUGAUCAGAUUGAAGAGCAAGGCAAAGACAAUCAAGAAUCUGGCUUCAAGGUAAACGGGAGCCUGGAGACCAAGAAAAGCUGGCUUUGGAAAUAA
This is a messenger RNA of Fusarium pseudograminearum CS3096, 1002 nucleotides long. RefSeq lists its product as uncharacterized. Bases 1 to 1002 code for a protein of 333 amino acids. Lineage: Eukaryota; Fungi; Ascomycota; Sordariomycetes; Hypocreales; Nectriaceae. The record is from RefSeq and is a predicted model, not a curated record. The transcript has a single exon.